This is a messenger RNA of Periophthalmus magnuspinnatus, 3902 nucleotides long. It is a transcript of the gene manea, whose product is annotated as mannosidase, endo-alpha. The record is from RefSeq and is a predicted model, not a curated record. The transcript has 5 exons. Gene Ontology annotation, molecular function: alpha-mannosidase activity. Gene Ontology annotation, cellular component: Golgi apparatus. Bases 316 to 1626 code for a protein of 436 amino acids. Lineage: Eukaryota; Metazoa; Chordata; Actinopteri; Gobiiformes; Gobiidae.
GCAGUCCAGGCUCGUCUACCGAACCAGAAAUGAAGGAUAAACUCGCCCUCUGCAUCCGUUAUGCUAAAAAUAUGCUUUUGAGAGGAUAAAUAUCUACUGUCAGACAUGUGAAGUAUUUAAAUGUACUCGUUUCAUUGUGGAAAAGGCUUAAAUGUCAACAUGUCGGAGAAUGCAAAUGAUGAGUCACAUUGGUUGUGUUUAUUGGGCUAAAGUUCAUCCAUGCAGGUCACUCUUCACUCUAAAAUGAGAGGAAUCCAAAACUGGUACAUUCCAUUUUCAGUUCCAACCAUGAAGUGGUCAUUCUCACAGUGAACAAUGGUGAGAUUCAGACGCAAAACCUGCAUUCCCGUUUUGGUUUUCCUUUUCCUCGUCCUCGUUGUAUCCGUGGUGCUGAAAAACCUACCACCAGAAGAUUCCAGCCCGGUUAGCUUGGUCCGACCUGCAGAAACGUACCAUAAAGACAACAUGGCGGAUAGCAAGACCGCCAAAAUGCCUGCACCUGCCCGGCCUGAGAGAGAUCUGCAACUGGAAGAAGCGUUGAAAAGAUUCCCUCCUCCAAACUAUUACGUACACACUUUCUAUUAUCCCUGGUAUGGAAAUCCGAAAUUUGAUGGGAGAUAUAUCCACUGGGAUCAUGCACAGUUGCCGCACUGGGAUACUAAAGUGGCUCAGGGUUAUCCGCAAGACAGACAUAUCCCUCCUGAUGACAUUGGGUCCAACUUUUAUCCUGCUCUGGGCCCGUACAGCUCUAAGGACCCUGCAGUGGUGGAGAAUCACAUGCAGCAGUUGCGUAUGGCUGCUAUAGGGGUCAUGGCUGUAUCCUGGUAUCCUCCAAACCUCAAGGACGACAAUGGAGAGCCGAUAGACAACCUGAUGCCUCUGCUGCUGGAAAUAGCCCACCGAUAUCAUAUCAAGGUCAUUUUCCACAUUGAACCAUACAAAGGACGCGAUGAGGUCAACAUGUUCACCAACGUCAAGUACAUUAUCGAAAAAUACGGAGAGCACCCUGCCUUUUUCAAAUACCGCACCACCAAUGGCAAACUCCUCCCACUUUUCUACAUUUACGACUCUUACCUGAUGAACUCUGAGCAGUGGGCCAAGCUCCUCAAGCACACAGCCACUGAAACCAUCCGAGACACCCCUUACGACGCCAUUUUUAUCGCGUUGUUGGUGGAAGAGAAACAUAAACGUGACAUCCUAACUGCCGGUUUCGACGGACUUUACACGUACUUCGCAACAAAUGGAUUUUCGUAUGGCUCCACGUUGAAAAACUGGGAGGUGAUCCGAGCGUUCUGCGAAGAUAACAACUUGAUUUUCAUUCCGAGCGUUGGACCGGGGUACAUUGAUACUAGCAUUCGUCCGUGGAAUUUCCAAAACACUCGGAACCGCAUCAACGGGAAAUACUACGAGACAGCGUUGAGUGCGGCGUUGAAAGCUAGGCCCGAUUUUAUUUCGAUAACGUCUUUUAACGAAUGGCACGAGGGCACGCAAAUAGAGACAGCGAUACCCAAAACCAGCCAGACGGUGUACUUGGACUACCUGCCCAAUAAGCCCACCAUCUACCUGGAAAUAACGCGCAAGUGGGUCGCCAUAUUUGGAAGUGAAAGAAGACGGUGGCAAGACUGAAAUUUUGAGCCUUAACCAAAGUGUAUUCAUAACUUUAUUUGUAGUAAUUACACUGAAAUAACUUAAAGAACACAUGUUAUGCAAAUUUGACUUUUUAACUUUUAAUCAUAGUACUCCCUCAUCAAAUACAUAAUUGGAGUUGUAUUUUGAUUCAUCCCUGUUUUUCAUUUUCAUUCCUGUUGCUGACAACUGAGAAAGCUCCAGUGCCUAAGUACUUCAUUGGGAAUUGAGGUAUUUAAGCGUUGGAGGUCCUCACACAAUGUGGAAAUGUGUUUUCCACUAUUUUAAGAUGUCUGUGUUGAUCAACAGGGACCACAGGGAAUCCGAACCUAGAAGGAAAGACUUAACUUAUCUCUUACACAACGGGUGUGUCUGAAAAACCUCAGAGAAUUUUCAGACAGUUGGAGUUUCCGGUCUAUUUUAAACUUUGAAACACUUUAAGACCAAAACUGGUUCAUCCAAACGAGGAACAGAUCUUAGCCAGAGAAAAGAAAUGGUUUGAGAGGGGAGUUAAAGAAGCAUUUUUUGUUAAGAAAGACAAUCCUUGCCUAAACAGGAAUGGGGGCCUGAGACAUAAUCUAUCCCUCAUCUAUAACCCCAUCCUCAGACCCAAAGCAAACAAAAGGAACAAAAGAGAACAAUAGAGUGAGCCACUAGGACCAUUAAAGGUUGAAUGGAGACCAUUAAGGCUGAAACUGGAGACAAUAGCUGUUUACAGUUUCAGUGUAGUUAGCCCUUCCCUUAAGAUAGAUAUAAGGCAGUGUCCAACAGCAAUCUGACCAGAAUUGAAGAAGUGACUUGAAUGAGCAGCGUCAUCACUCCUAACUCCUUAACUUUGGCUUUUACAACAUUAUUUUAACUUAGAAAAUGUAAAAUACUGAUGACUAGGUCAGAAGCAUCUUUAAAGUUGGAUUAAACACUAAAUCAGGAUUUUUUUGCUACUAAACUGUGUAUAUGGUGUACUUAGCAUUAUCUACAGUUCCUAAUCCUUUUUUGGCAAUUUUAGUGCAAACUAGGAAAAUUUGCAGCUUUGUGGUCAAAAAUGUAUAAAAAUGGGUGUGUUCUGGCUCCAGUGGCCACUGCCAAAUUCAGAUAUUUGGUUCUCACACCUCUCAGCCCUGAUCACAGCCAGGUGUUUCUGAUUACAAACACUGGGCUGCAGGGGCAGAGACUGAAGUGUGGAAACCAAUCACACUGUUCCUUAUACCUCCAGACCCCACCCCUUCUCCUCUCCCUCUAUUUUUUUAGUCCUCCAGGUACCUAAACUCUGCCCAGCUGUGGGAAGAGUUUAGGUGUUUGAUCUGAGUUUAAAAGUGAAUUAAAACCACAAGAAUGCAUAAUACAUGAUUGAGACUUGCUAUGUUAAACACUUCAUCUAUCCAUUAGCAUCAUGUUGCUAUAAAGCUGAGCUUCCUUUUGCCUUUUCUACAUGGUUCACUCCCCUUUGUUGUCAGCAGAGGGCACCAGACAUCAAGUCCAAAGUUUAUCUAACCAAAAACUUAGGGGCUGCAUUGUUUGUUUGUUUUUCAAAUCUGUUCACACAUUUUAAGGUAUUUCAUCAUGACUUUUAUUUUUAUUUACAUUCUGAAGGGCACUGUCAAUAGGAAUGUCAUGUGUGACUGAUCAUGUUGUACUAAUUCUCUGAAGUGUUACUAUGUGUCUUAAGAAGCUGCUAGACUCUCCAACAUCCACUGCAACCUGUUAAGUUAAAGAUUAAAAUUCAACUAUUGGAGAGAAUUUUAAAUGAAACCAUUUUAACAAACAGCCCUCAGUAAUGGGUCAUUUAUGUUCUUUUUGUGUGUUAUUUGGCCAAGUAUUCUGUAAAUUACAGUAUGUGCCAGUAUGUAGGUACUUUCUGGAGGUGGCACUUCACCUGCAUGAGUUACACACUGUGACUUUAAAUUGGGAUUUAUAUUGUAGAUCUAGUUAAUGCAAUAUAUAUGGACAAAACCACUAUGACUUGAGGGCUGUAGUGGCUAGGGUGGUAGCAGAGAACAAAAGAACUCAAUCCGUUCCUUCACACUGAGGACUUCAAGUGGCAAAUAUAAACACUUACUGCCGCUGUCACUGGUAGCUUAUUGUGGAGCUUCCCAAAGGUCUUUUGGGCAUUUAAAGGUGAGCAAGCAAGAGAGAUGGUCUUAAAGGUGCACUAUGAUACUUUUCUGGUUGAGCGUCCGCUACCUGCUUGUCUCCAUGGAGAUGCUAUUGCUUAGUGUGUUUCUUUCCUACAAGUGUUUUAUUGCUAAAACAUUCAUUAAAACAUACAUUCUUAUGGC